Messenger RNA from Polychytrium aggregatum, 2631 nucleotides. RefSeq names its product periplasmic binding protein-like I. Lineage: Eukaryota; Fungi; Chytridiomycota; Chytridiomycetes; Polychytriales. Bases 1 to 2631 code for a protein of 876 amino acids. The transcript is spliced from 18 exons. Gene Ontology annotation, molecular function: G protein-coupled receptor activity. The record is from RefSeq and is a predicted model, not a curated record. Gene Ontology annotation, biological process: G protein-coupled receptor signaling pathway. Gene Ontology annotation, cellular component: membrane.
AUGUCCAACCACAGACAUGCCCGAAUGAUGAUGAACGACGUGCUCCGCUUUCGAGCCGAUCAGUACAACAACGACUACGACCCGAGCCUCCUUCCAGGCGCAUACAUUGAACUCGAUAUGGUUGAUAUGAGGCUCAACACCCGGGAUCCGAUCUCGACUGUGAUGCGGCUUGGCACCAGCAACGCCGCCAACGCUUUCAUCGGACCCGAUUUCAGCUUCAUGUCCUCAGCCGCGGCUGUUGCGGAUGCGGCCUUUGGCAUUCCGAUGUGCUCAUGCUGCUCGUCGAGCAACGAUCUCAGCAACAAGGUCAAGUAUCCAUACUUUUUCCGGAUGAUAUCGCCCGAUGUAUUUCCGGUUGUCGGCGUGGUUCAAUUUAUGAAGCAACACGGAUGGUCACAGAUUGGGGUGCUGACCGUGACAGAUUCGUACGGCAGCUCGCUUCUAAGCAGCAUCGCUACCGAGUGUGCUCAAAACAACAUCACCAUCAAGGUCGAGCUGACCUACGCCCAGGCAAAUCUUCCCGAAACAGCCGACACAAUCGCAUCGGUGUUUGCAUCGUCAGGGAUGACGAUAUUCUUUUUUGGAGGAUACAGCGAUGACUGGGCCGUUCUUUUGCCAAGCCUCAUAGACAACGGCAUCUUUGCAGAGGGCUACUCAUGGAUAGGCUCUGAUGGAAUGUUCUGGACUCAGCAUGGGGCUGGGUCGCCACCCGGCAGCACCUCGGACGGAGCCAUUAUGUACUAUCCGAUUGAAGAGUAUGAUCAGAAUCCGCUGUAUCAAUCGCUCGUGACUGAGUGGCUGAGCGCCAAUGUUUCAAAGUACCCUUCAAUAUCGCUCGGAGUCUACCCGGUCGCGUCGUCCAUAUACAAGCUCAACUGCUUUGAGUUUUUGGCUUAUGGCUUUGAUCGGCUUCUAAAAUCCAACCCAAACUUGACCUUGACUGCCUUGGCCAACAACGAGCUGGUUCCAUACUAUGAAAUACCCAGCACAUUCGCAUUUCCCGACAUGAAUACCGAGUCUGGAAACGUGGUCAUGAACGCAUACGGCGAUGCAUUCAGGAAUUAUUACUUUUACAAUGUUCAUGACGGCGGAAACAUAUCCAUCUUCGCGAUAUACUACACCGCCACCAACAGCUUCACAUACCUCUAUCAAAACAUCGAAUGGCCAGGGUCCACCUCGGUGGUGCCGUCCGAUCGAAUUACGUCAAUCUCGUGCCCGGUCGGCAGUGGAGCAAGCACAGGUCCGCAAGGCUCGCUUGUGUGUGUCGUCUGUGCUAUCGGGACGUAUAAUCUCAACGGCGACGAUCUAUGUCGACCCUGCCCUACUGGAGCAUAUUGCGAUGGCGGCAGCAAUGUGACUGCUCGUGCAGGUUAUUGGGAAGACUGGAGCCUCGGCAAUACGACUACUCCGACCUUCCGGCAGUGCCUGACGAGCGACUGCUGCCCGACUGGCCGCUGCACUUCGUCCAACCCGUGCAGCGCAUCCACGACGGGCGCCAUGUGCAGAGUUUGCCGCGAUGGCUAUGCAAUGUGGGGCAGCGGGUGCAUAGCUUGCUCCAGAGCCAAUGCUGGAGUCGUAAUUUUGUUCCUGAUCUAUGGGAUGGUCAUCGCCCUGGGCUGUUUGCUCUGUCCACUGAAAUCGACAAACGUUGUAAUACCGUUGAUAUGGUAUUACCAGCUGUCCACCUUUAUGGUGUAUUCGACUUCUAUCAAGGGAUUUCUUCAGGCGGUGCUUUUCUUUGACAUCAAUGGGUUCUACAACAUCAACAAGUCGCUGCCGUGUCCAUUCUGGACGGGCCCUAUGGGAUCGAUCUAUGCCAAGUACGGCUGGAUCGCCAUUAUAUUGGUUGAGUAUUUCGUGGCAUGGGUGGGUGUCGGUGUUCUGAAGAGGCGCUACAAGAUCAUGGAUAAGCCUCGAAGCUCCGCAAAGAAGCCUGCUAUUGAGCAUAUCGAGAGAAAUUUCGUCUGUGGACUCUUCACGUUCAUACAGGCGUUUUACGUUCCUCUGGUGUACAUAUCCAUCGAUACCAUGAACUGCGAGAGGCUCUUCACUGGAGUGUAUCUGCUCAACUACCCAAGUAUUAAGUGUGGCUCGGAGGAGCACAUACCACUGCUGGUGCUGGCAUCGUUGGUGGAGCUGGUCGUGGUCUUUGCUCUUCCUGUUUGGUGCUGGACCGUCCUUCGGCGAUCUCGAACCACGACAGACGAUCGAGCAUCCGUCACAGACCAAGUUUUACGGGAGCGGUACGAAAGAAGCAAGGCCUACUUAUCCGUCCCCGUCAACUUUGCCUGCCUUUCGCUCUUAGUCAUCAUGGCCUCUGGAUACAGUACCAACACCUUCCGGGUCCUUCCACCCGACACACUCGUGAUUGGACUGUGUAUCUGUGUGGUUGCCCAUACCGGAACGCGAUCGCUCAAGACCCGCGAAAGCCAUAUCCGCCUGCACAUCUAUCUGGUGGGGAUCACCGCCAUGUCGUUCUCGGACAACGUUAUGAUCCAGAACUCGUCGUUUGGGCUGUAUGGCUUCCAAGCGUUUAUGUUGGCGAUCCCGCCUGUGUUUGAGACGGCGGUGUGGGCUGUCAAGGCAUGGAUGCGUCGUCGCAAGAAUACACAGCAGACGGACAUGUCGUAG